UUCCUCAAUUUGAAUAUGUAGUUUUAUUAUUUGCUUUUCGUCUCAUAUAAAUUUGGUUCAGGAUGCAAAGGGAUACCACUAGCAAUGGCACCGCGGCAGCUGCAACACGGGUGCACCCGGCGUGCGCCGCGUGCAAGCACCAACGGAAAAAAUGUGACGAGAAUUGCAUCCUGGCUCCAUAUUUCCCGGCCGAUAAGUGUCGGGAAUUCCAAGCCGUGCACAAGGUCUUCGGAGUGAGCAACGCGACAAAGAUCGUCCGUAAUGCUAGUACCGAUGAGGAUAGGAAGAAGGUGGCGUAUUCGUUGAUAUGGGAGGCGUUCUGUUGGCAAAAGGAUCCAGUGUUGGGACCCUACGGAGAUUAUAGGAAGGUUUAUGACGAGUUGAGCUUGUAUAAGAAGCAGAGCCAGAUGAUGAUUCUAAAAGACCAUGAUCAUCAUCAGCCCGGUCAUCAGGUCUUCAAAAUGGGUGCUGCUCACACCGUUGCACCGACUAAGAGAGGCGACACUACGUUACGAUGCUAUAAUCCCGUAGACGCCAAUUCCCUCUUUGGUUUCAGUGGAUAUCCGUAUCCUCAAUCGGACAAGGCAGUGCAAGAAAAAGGCAUGCAUAAUACUACUAUUGUUCCACUGCAAUACUACGCUUCAGCAGAUGUAGGGUUUAUGAAUGGCAAGACAUUGGAAAGUACAGGAUGGGACAACAUACUAUAGAUUUAUUUUAUUCCGAC
Messenger RNA from Hibiscus syriacus, 724 nucleotides. Its product is annotated as LOB domain-containing protein 2-like. NCBI's taxonomy places the organism in Eukaryota, Viridiplantae, Streptophyta, Magnoliopsida, Malvales, Malvaceae. The coding region runs from base 63 to 707 and encodes 214 amino acids. The record is from RefSeq and is a predicted model, not a curated record. The transcript has 2 exons.